UCUGGCGAUGCUGCAGGCUACGCCUUGUACAGCUUCGUGGGCAACUUGUGUAGUGCCGUGGGGGCCACACUUUCAAAGCAGUUAAAAUUUCAGAUCGCAGUGGCUGCAUUUAUGGUGGCUUUGGAUAUUGUCAAUUUCAUUUCAAUUAUUUCCCCUUUUUGUCUGUGCUUCAAGUCAAAAAAAGGAAAGAGACUGAGAAUAGUGUCUAAGAGGAGGAGGCAGAAUCUCCUGGCUGCUUCCUUUCUGUUCAUCAUGGGUGGGGGAGUUUAUAUGGGAAUGAGUGCCCAGCACCUGCCAACGGACAAACCUCCCAGCAGGAGGAAACUCCUCGGCGUUUUCUUAAAUCAUCAUGCGGAGUUCUUGGGCUAUGCACUGGGACUGCUGUCAUUUGCCAUUAACUGGACUGCACGCUUUCCAUCCUUCCUCAAAGCACGGAGAGGGGAGAUGAAUUCUGCUGUCCAUAUGUCCUCUGGGGUCCUGUGUGUUUUGGCUGGAGCCCUCUAUUCCACAGCCGUAGUGCUCCAUGACCAGCAGCUGGGCUUCAUUCUGCGGGCCAUGCCAUGGCUGCUGGCUGCAGCCUGCUGUGCUGUCCUGGAUCUCUCUGUAUCCUUCUUAAAAACAACCUGUGGGUGUCUCGCUGAACUCACUUACCCUCCAAGUGUGUACGACGUCCAUCAGAAACCUCCAUAUGUUAGGCCCUUAGGCUCAGAGAUGGAGUCUCUGCUGAGGAAUUCCAGUCACUGUGCCAAGAAUAAACCCAAAGGAAAAGCCAUUAAUAAGCCAUUAGCACAGAGUAAUACAUACAAAAUGACAGAUAUGGGCCAGUACAUGGAUGUGAACGUUCAGCCUGGGAGAAAGGUGUGUUUAAAGGAGGUGCGGAUCUCCCAGGACGGUCAGUUGGCCUGUCAGACGGUGAAGAGGACAGAAAGGGUGAUUAGGGUGGAUGGACCUUAUUCCUCCAACAGCUCUUCAGACACCUCCACCCUCAACUCUGAACUGGAGUGGGACUUUGAGGAGGCAAAUCAGCAGUGGAUUAAAAACAACAAAGUCUCUCGAGACGCGGAGCCAGCGGAAGCGUUCCCUUUGCAGGAGUGGGUGACCAGUCCCCAGGCGGAGGCUGAUCCUAGGUCUGGCUCUCACAUCUGCCUGUGCAACCGUGCCAGACUAGCUGAGAGGAUGGUCUCUAGAGAACCACUUGACCUGAGCUUGACUGUUUCUGAUUCUGCUAAGUAA
Messenger RNA from Chanos chanos (milkfish), 1233 nucleotides. It is a transcript of the gene tmem44, whose product is annotated as transmembrane protein 44. NCBI's taxonomy places the organism in Eukaryota, Metazoa, Chordata, Actinopteri, Gonorynchiformes, Chanidae. Gene Ontology annotation, cellular component: membrane. Gene Ontology annotation, molecular function: basic amino acid transmembrane transporter activity. The transcript is spliced from 8 exons. The coding region runs from base 112 to 1233 and encodes 373 amino acids. The record is from RefSeq and is a predicted model, not a curated record.